CUCCAGCUCCGCGUCGGUGCGCGCCUUCCUGCAGCGCGGCCACACGGAGAUAGACACCGCCUUCGUGUAUGCGAACGGUCAGUCUGAGACCAUCCUAGGAGACCUGGGGCUCGGACUGGGCCGCAGCGGCUGCAAAGAGCUGAGCUAAAUCCCCAACCCCUUGAAUUGUCUUUUUGACCCUUCCUCCUUCCCCUGCUUGGGCUCAGGACUGGUUGGGCUAGAGCCACAACUGAUGUUUGAUCAGGAAGGGCAAGUCAAGCGGCAGAAUAGAAAAAUUCCAAGUAUGUGAUUGCUCAGAUCUCAAGGGUUCCACUGACUGCUUUUGGGCUGCUGAACUGACUUUUCAGUAAAAAUUGCCACCAAGGCUGCCCCAAUGUUUGGGAAGACACUGAAGCCAGCCGAUGUUCGGUUCCAGCUGGAGACGUCACUGAAGAGGCUGCAGUGUCCCCGGGUGGACCUCUUCUAUUUACACUUUCCAGACCACGGCACUCCUAUAGAGGAGACCCUGCAGGCCUGCCACCAGCUGCAUCAGGAGGGCAAGUUUGUGGAGCUUGGUCUGUCCAACUAUGUCUCCUGGGAAGUGGCUGAGAUUUGUACCCUCUGCAAGAAAAAUGGCUGGAUCAUGCCAACUGUGUACCAGGGCAUGUACAACGCCAUCACCAGGCAGGUGGAGACUGAGCUCUUCCCCUGCCUCAGACACUUCGGACUAAGGUUCUAUGCCUUCAACCCUUUGGCUGGGGGCCUGCUGACUGGCAGAUAUAAAUACCAGGAUAAGGAUGGGAAGAAUCCUGAGAGCCGCUUCUUUGGGAAUCCAUUUUCUCAACUGUACAUGGACCGCUACUGGAAGGAGGAACACUUCAAUGGCAUCGCCUUGGUGGAGAAGGCUCUGAAGACUACCUAUGGCCCCACUGCCCCCAGUAUGAUCUCAGCUGCCGUACGGUGGAUGUACCAUCACUCACAGCUCAAGGGCACCCAAGGGGAUGCAGUCAUUCUGGGCAUGUCCAGUCUGGAACAACUGGAGCAGAACUUGGCCUUGGUCGAGGAAGGGCCUCUGGAGCCAGCUGUUGUGGAUGCCUUUGACCAAGCCUGGAACCUAGUUGCCCACGAGUGUCCCAACUAUUUCCGCUAAGAUACAUCUGCCUUGGGGAGGCGCAGCUUACUGCCUGCCCCGCCUUGUCCUGGGCUCGAUCUGAUCUGGUUCUUUCCUUUUUAGACAGGUCACUGUCUUUCUCUUCCCUGCUUUCUAUACAGCCAGUUGCUUUCAAAGUGAGAGCUGGCUGAGCCCCAAUACCUCCUGCUGAAUAAAACUGUUCCCUGUCACAGCCUGGGCUACAACUGA
Rattus norvegicus (Norway rat) is the source of this 1339-nucleotide messenger RNA. Lineage: Eukaryota; Metazoa; Chordata; Mammalia; Rodentia; Muridae. The record is from RefSeq and is a predicted model, not a curated record.